Molecule: messenger RNA, 1566 nt
Organism: Helianthus annuus (common sunflower)
Lineage: Eukaryota; Viridiplantae; Streptophyta; Magnoliopsida; Asterales; Asteraceae
Product: cytochrome P450 94A1
Exons: 1
Coding region: 1-1566 (521 amino acids)
Molecular function (GO): heme binding; iron ion binding; oxidoreductase activity, acting on paired donors, with incorporation or reduction of molecular oxygen
Source: RefSeq, a predicted model, not a curated record
AUGGGUGAGAACAACUACAAUCUCAUCAUCCUCUCUCUGUCAUUACUCACUCUAUCCACCUUCUUCUACCGGCUCACCCGCCGCGGUUACUCCACCGUAAAAACCCCAUGUCCCCAAUCCUACCCACUCAUUGGAAACCUCAUUGGGUUCCUUCGCAACCGCCAUCGCUACCACGAUUGGGUCACGGACAUGCUCUCCGCCUCCCCUACGCUCACUUUCCGAGUCAACGGCUUUCUCGGCCUCUCCCAAAGUAUUUGCACCGCUGACCCCACCAACAUCGAAUACAUACUCGAGUCCGAUUUCCGUAACUACAUCAAAAGCAACCGUUACACGUCCGUCAUGCAAGAACUCCUUGGUAGUGGCAUCUUUAAUUCUAACGGCCUCCUCUGGGCGUCCCAUCGCAAAAUCACUGGUCCUGAAUUCGCCGUCGUAUCACUUAAAACCUUCAUCUCCGACAGCGUCCAAUCGCAACUUUCGAAAUCAUUAAUCCCUUUACUUUUAUCCGCAGGAUCAAAUACUUUUGACUUACAACAUGUCCUUCGGAAAUUCAGCUUUGAUACCAUAUGUAACGUCGUCUUUGGGGCUGACCCGUGUAUUUCUUUUGUUCAAGCAUUUGAUGAAGCGGUUGAACAUACGUCCAACCGGUUCAUUUCACCAUUUCAGGUGGUGUGGAAGUUAAAGAGGUUUUUCAACAUCGGGGACGAGAGGAAGUACAAAGAAACAAUUAAAACCCUGAAUCAAUUCGCUAUGGAUGUGAUAGAUUCUAAAGACGCGCAAAAUGGUUGUGAAACCGACAGAGAUUUACUGUCGAGAUUCAUCGUUUUCAGUUUGGAUAUGGGGUUUGAAGACGAAGAAAGGAGAAAUUUCUUGAGAGACACUAUUAUCAACUUUGUAUUUGCUAGUAAAGAUCCAACUUCAACUGCACUUACAUGGUUUUUUUGGUUAUUAGACGGACACCCGCAUUGUAAACACAUGAUCCACAAAGAAUUAUCUAUGUUAACGGCAUCAUCUCCCGAUAUUCGCCCACUAAAUCUCACCUUCGACGAUUUGAAAAGUCUGAAUUACCUGCAUGCUGCUCUAUCGGAAUCCAUGCGAUUGUUUCCACCCGUGCCCAUAAACUCUAGAUCGACGGUGGAUGAUGAUAUACUACCUGAUGGUACAUUCGUACGAAAAGGGUGGUUUGUUGAUUACUCGGUUUAUGCAAUGGGAAGAAUGGAGAGUUUGUGGGGGUGUGAUUGUAGAGAAUUUAAACCCGAAAGAUGGCUGAAUGAUAAUGGGGUAUACCAGCAAGCGUAUGAUCCGUUUGGGUAUCCGGUUUUUAAUGGUGGGCUUAGAUUGUGUAUGGGGAAAGACUUGGCUUACUUUCAGAUGAAGUUAGUGGUUGUGGCUGUUAUGCAUGAGUUUGAGAUUGAGGUGGUUGGCGGCGGUGGGACGCCGGAGAGAAUGGUGGAUCCGCCGUAUAGUUUAUCUCUUCUUUUGAAUAUGAAAAAUGGGUUGCCUGUAAGAGUAAAGAAGAGACAACAAGUUGCACCAGUAAUGUUGCAAGAGUUGAGGAUGGAAGUGUGA